AUGGAAAGAAAAUUAACACGUGAGGACUUCAUGAGGAAAAGCUUUAGAGCGCCGAGGGUCACGCCGGCCUCGGAAGGACAAGAACCUAGCGUAAACGGUGCACCGCCACCAUCACCAGUCUCACUAGCCAUGCUGGAGCGAACACCUCUAACGCCACGAGCCCAGUAUGAAGUCACUACGUCCGGAAUAGCUCCUAAGCGCCUUGAAAUCAAUAGAGCUCAUCCUAUCCAUCUGAAAUCAUUCCAGUCGUCUGACCCGCCAGAUGACAGUAAUAAUACAGCAGCACCUUCAGACGAUGUUCUUCGAAAAUUGGAACGACAAAUUGGUGAAAUGGAAAGAGGGCUCGAAAGAGCACAGAAUGGCAACGUCUCCGUGGACGAAAGAGUAAGAUAUGCUGAACAUGAAAAUCUAUUACGAACAGGCGUAUCUUCUGUAGGGGGUGGUGGGUACCUUCCUGCUGAUUCCGAUACAGAGCACGAUGUUGUUCCAUUUAACAGAAAUGAAAGUACACGGAGCAGUACUGGAGGAACUACUCCAGUACCGCGACCAGCCACACGAUUGGCAAGAACGAAUUCUGACACUCAGCAAUCCGUUGCUGCCACUGCUAGACUUAUGAGGAAGUUAGCAGACGGCGGCAAUAAGGGAGAAGAAAAAUCAAAGAACAUAACAAGAAAGGCUAUACAAGCGAGAAUGGAAAGAGUUAAGAAUUCGGUGGUGGGAAAAAAUGAACAUAAGGUUCUGGCUGAACAUAGAAAUGAACCAUCAUCUACAAGGACACCCACUUCACCUGUCUCUCAAAGGGCUUCUGUUCAGAGCGCGUCGGAGUCGUCGGCUGGCGCAGGGGGCGGAGGCACGUCGGGCGGCAGCUCUCGCGUGUCCUCUCGCUCGAGAACCUCCGAGGAACCACACAUUGGAAAGUACAAACUCUUAAAGACAAUCGGGAAGGGCAACUUCGCUAAAGUGAAGCUAGCGAAACAUGUGCCCACAGGCAAGGAAGUAGCCAUCAAGAUCAUAGACAAGACACAACUCAACCCUGGAUCACUCCAGAAGUUGUUUAGAGAGGUCCGAAUAAUGAAGAUGUUAGAUCAUCCGAACAUAGUGAAGCUAUUCCAGGUUAUAGAGACUGAGAAGACACUAUACCUCGUGAUGGAGUAUGCAUCAGGUGGAGAGGUGUUCGACUAUCUGGUGCUACAUGGUCGUAUGAAGGAGAAGGAGGCUCGUGCUAAGUUCAGACAGAUCGUCUCUGCUGUACAGUACUGUCAUCAAAAACGCAUCAUACACAGGGAUCUUAAGGCGGAAAACUUAUUGCUUGACGGUGAGAUGAACAUAAAAAUAGCGGACUUCGGUUUCUCCAAUGAGUUCACACCUGGAGCGAAAUUAGAUACAUUCUGCGGUAGCCCGCCAUACGCCGCGCCUGAACUCUUUCAAGGCAAGAAAUACGACGGUCCGGAGGUAGAUGUGUGGUCGCUCGGCGUGAUCUUGUACACUCUGGUGUCGGGCUCGCUGCCCUUCGACGGGUCAACGCUGAGGGAGCUCAGGGAACGAGUGCUCCGUGGAAAGUACAGAAUACCUUUCUACAUGUCAACCGACUGCGAAAAUCUUCUUAAGAAGUUCUUAGUUCUGAAUCCAGCGAAAAGGGCGUCCCUCGAAAGUAUAAUGAGGGACAAAUGGAUGAAUACAGGAUAUGAGGAAGAUGAGCUAAGGCCCUAUAUAGAACCACAGCAGGACUUCAAAGAUCAUAAGCGGAUAGGUGAGAGAGCAUACAAGGCGCUAGUGUGCUUGGGUUACAACAGACAAGAAAUCGAGUUUUCACUGGCCGAGGCCAAGUACGACGAUGUAUUCGCAACCUAUCUACUGCUUGGGAGAAAAAGUACCGAUCCGGAGUCGGACGGCAGCCGCUCGGGCUCGUCGCUGUCGCUGCGCACCGGCGCCGGCGGGCCCGCGCCGCCGCAAGCCGCCGCCCACACAGGGUCGGGCGGGGGCGGGGGCGGUGCUAUCGCGGCGGGCGGCUCGCCCUCGCACCGCGGCGUGCAGCGCUCCAGCAGCGCCUCCGCGCGCCCCGCCGCCAGCCGCCGCGCCUCCUCCGGCGCUGAGGUGCUGCGGACGCAAGUUGGUACGACCACAACAACUGCCAACAACACGACUUCAACAGCCACAACUACUACGUCCAACUUCAAAAGACAAAACACAAUUGACUCGGCAUCAAUUAAAGAGAAUACGGCACGGAUUGCUCAAAUGCAGGUGGCGCCAGUGGCGCGGCCGAGCAGCGCGGCGCCGAAGCUGGAGCCGCGCUCGCGCACGCUCACGGGCGGCGCGCGCCGCACGCCCACCUUCGACGCGCCGCCGCCGCAGCCGCCCAAGCUGUCGCCCCCUCACGACACGCCCAGCCUAAACUCUCAAGUAUCAGCGACAGGCGGAGGCGCGGCCGGGACGGGCGCCCGCCGCGAGUUCCCCAACCCACUCGUCUUCCCGAGGAACGUUCCGUCUAGAUCCACUUUCCACUCAGGUCAGACGCGGUCGCGCGGGUCGGCGGGCGGCGCGUACGGCGACGGCGGCUCGCCGCACCAGGCGCGCCCCUCCUUCUUCUCCAAGCUCUCCUCGCGCUUCUCCAAACGGCCAUUGGACGGUCCCACCCCGAAGCAUGCAGUAGGCGCUAGUCCGCAAGCCAUGCUUGGACAAGGCAAUGAAGAGCAAGUAAAACCACGCGUCCUGCGAUUCACGUGGAGCAUGAAAACCACCUCUUCUCGAGAUCCUAAUGAAAUUAUGGCUGAAAUACGUAAGGUAUUAGACGCAAACAACUGUGACUACGAACAACGCGAGCGGUUCCUUUUGCUGUGUGUGCACGGUGACCCUAACGCAGAUUCCCUUGUGCAGUGGGAGAUUGAGGUCUGCAAACUACCCAGACUGUCGCUCAACGGAGUGCGCUUUAAGCGGAUAUCUGGUACGAGUAUCGGGUUCAAGAACAUCGCAUCGAAGAUCGCGAACGAGCUCAAGCUGUGA
This is a messenger RNA of Arctia plantaginis, 3000 nucleotides long. Lineage: Eukaryota; Metazoa; Arthropoda; Insecta; Lepidoptera; Erebidae. The record is from the annotation of a GenBank genome assembly.